This is a messenger RNA of Coniophora puteana RWD-64-598 SS2, 1722 nucleotides long. RefSeq lists its product as uncharacterized. Bases 486 to 1553 code for a protein of 355 amino acids. The record is from RefSeq and is a predicted model, not a curated record. NCBI's taxonomy places the organism in Eukaryota, Fungi, Basidiomycota, Agaricomycetes, Boletales, Coniophoraceae. The transcript is spliced from 8 exons.
AUGGAUGUUACAUAGCCAUGCAAACGGGUAUCGUGUUUUCGCAAGGAACGUCAGCAAAACUAAUAUCCAUGGUUGAUACAGAACUAUAGAUACCCAACCUGAUCUUGAACUGUCCGUUCAACUUCAAACAAUUCCUGUAGACGCAAUAUGACGGAAGCUUGGAAUCUCCGAACUAAGACAGCGCGACCCAGCCUCGUUGGAGCUCCUCCUCGUUCCAGCACAGGAGAUGCCAAGAAGAGUACACAGCACUGGUUGCUUCGAAGAACUCAAUCAUGACGGACCCAGUACAAGCUCGGGGCUCGGACGCUUACGUCGGAAAUAUCGACUUCGGGUUUUAUGGGCAAGAACACACUGCUCGGCGCUUGUUCUGUUAUAAAACUGUAGUCCGUCAACAUAAUGUAUGAACAUCUACAGACCACUCUUCCAAGCUACCUUGAACUCUCAGAGCAAGUUCCAACCCUUUGCUUCGACACACUCUCAAAAGCAUGGACUCCAUUCAAGCUCCCCAGCCACUCUAUCUCUCGACCGGAGAUUAUGGUCAUGCACCUGCUAACUCUUUCACGUCGGGCGAUACGUACGCCAUGCUUUCAACGGCCGACCACGAAGACGACGCUCUCUCAUUAUCAGAAAGACAUACACCGGAAUCCAGAAACAUCGAGCCCAGUCGCACUCCCAGUCCAACUCCCAGCGAGACUCAGGAGUUGAACGAGCCUUUUGGAGGAGUGAAUUGGAAACGGUUCAAACAUCCCGGUAAACGAGAGUGGAUCGAAAUUGUAGUCUUCAUUAUAUCUAUUGCCUUGAGCGUCCUAAUGAUAGUAUACAAUGGUCCGAUCCUUGAGGCCCUGCUUCCUGCUGCACUAUGGGUUAAAGACGCUACGGCUGGCUGGCUCAUUCCAAUAGGUAUCAUGAUCCUCCAAUCAUUCCCACCUCUGUUUGGACAGGAGAUUAUCCACACGCUUUGCGGCUUCACGUACGGAGCAUGGGUUGGUUUCGGCAUCGUCGCUGCCGGGACCAUUAUAGGAGAGUCGCUGAUCACCGUCAAGUACCUUUGCAAAAGUUAUGGAGAAAAGAUUCAGAAGAAGAGCAUCACCAUAGCGGCAUUUUGCAACGUCGUACAGCAGGGCGGCUUCAAAAUCAUCCUGCUCACCCGCUUUAGUGUCAUCCCUCCUCAUUUAUCGACGGCUGUCUUUGCCUUUUGCCGAGUAUCGUAUUUCCAGUUCUUGCUGGCUGCCGUGCUGGCUAUGCCCAAGCAGUUUUCUGGUGUGUACCUUGGCUAUGCCAUGCUUGAGACCGCUGAGCACAAGGACAGCGCCAAGACAGAUAGCAUCAUAACUUAUGUUUCCUUGGCUGUAACAAUUAUCGUGACAAUCCCUACAAUGCGCUACCUGAGCAAGGCAGUCGGGGCAGAGAAGGAGAAGGUUGUUUAUGCACGUCGCAAGGAAAGACAAGCGAUCGCCCUUCCAAAAGAUUAUUCCAGCGAAUACUAUAGUGGCUCAAGAGAGAGCAUGGAGCGCAUUUUGCCGCCAAAUGCGAAUGCAUCCCACAUCGUUUAAGACGUCCCACGCAUAUAGAGGCGGACUGUGGGCAACCUGGUGUCAACUUAGCUAGGCUUUCACUGUUUAUACUCUCCUGAUGAUUGCCUAGCAUGUUGUUUGACCUACUAGUAUUAGAAAGUGUAUCGUCAUGAUGAUGUGAUGCUUACUCGACGGUAACUUCACGACC